UGCAUACUUUAAUAAUUGACCAUAAUUAGAUGCAAAGAUGAAAAAUGGCGGGAAAAUGAACAAAAAAACUCCGGAAGUUUUGUUGACGAAAUUGAAAGGACGGUCUUUAAAUUCCUCGUACUGUAGGUCUAUUGUGGCUUAUGAAUGGGAAAGCUUUAGAGCGUGACAUUAGCACUCACACAAAUCAUAAAUAUCACAACGCUUGGAUCGACCGCGUGGUCUCUGAUCAGUCGAUUACAUACCGUGAAGGUGUAUACUACACCUCACGAUCCUGAUCUCGGUGGGGCCGGAUGAGUUAAACCACUACGCAUUUACCCAUCUCAAAUUACCGUAAACAUUAUCUACCCUCUCGAGAAGAACGCUCACACUGAAUUAUCCGUUUGCUUCGUCAAAGUGCACAAGUCCAACAGUUGAGUAUAACAUUGUCCAUCACAAUCUAAGUUUUAGUUACAAGACUGUAACACGUUGUAGGCACUUAUUGGUAAUGGCCAGUGUAAAUUCUCGAUCAGAACUGUUCCCAAACAGAGCAUUUACGCCUCCUGAUAGCGUUUUUGCAAUGGACGAUGAUCACGAUCCAGAAUUUCAAGCGAGAAUGCCACUUCGACAUCACUCAUCUUACGAAAAUAUGAACGGAAAAGUCAUCACUGACGACACCCACCAUUAUGAAGACCCUGUUAGACUGAAAGCGCAGAUCAGUACGAGUCGAGGAAGACCCAUCCCGGAACCAAGCAAAUCGAGCAACAAAAGACCAAGAAAGAAGAUCAACGAAACCUAUGAACCUGUUGGGACAAAAGGGCGCAAAAGAACCUUCACAGACGAAUCUUACUCCUCCGAUGGAUACCACAGAGAUCGUUGUUCUACCCUCUUUAAAAUCCUAGCUUUUGUUGGGUUUUUCGUCGGUUUAGCAGCUUUGGCAUUGGUGGUUAUGAUAACGUUAGGAAUGCUUUCACUUCCUUCGUGCCACGAUUGCAAGAAGGAGAUUGUGCCUGGUUCUUCCUCGAAUCCCGAAGCUUCUGGAUCAACGCAAGAAUUGUGGCAAAUUAUCAAAGAAUUGAGAGAAAACGUGAGCAGAUUGAGUGUGGCAGUUAGAGGGAAAGAUGACAUGAUCUCGCAACUUCAGAGACGCGAUUUAGAACACACGAACAAGAUCGCAGAGCUGGAAAGAAUAGCAACUCAGCGAGUAUUCGUCUCUAACAACACGGAUUUUAACGUCAGCGGGCUCAUUGGACCACGAGGUCCGCCAGGGAUUCCUGGGCCACCAGGUCCAAAAGGCGAAGAUGGUUCAGAUGGAAAACCAGGCAAGACCGGCUCAGGGAAUAUGACUUUGUGUCGCUAUGUGAAGAAAACGAGUGUCUCGUUUACAGCAGACAGUCAUAGCACUGGACAAAACGUGAUCGUUACUGAGCCAAAAGGAUACAGAAUGAUGGGGGUUACUUGUUCGACGCUUGGAACUUCGGAAUAUAAUUUGAUAACUGUUGAAAAUGAUCAGAAAGUAAGACAUUACACCUGCGAGUGCAGAGGGAUUUCAAGUGUGUUUACUGUAGACGAGGGUCGCGCUCAAUGUAUCAUGCAUUACUGGAUCUGCCCAUUAAUUUCAUAGAAACUGGAAGAUAUUAAUUUUAUACUUUCACUUAAAGACGCGAUCAAAAACAGAGAAGGCAGAAGAGUUUCAUUUAAGUAAAAUUCAGUAAGACAUAAAAAUUUACAGCCUAGUCGAAGGCAUUGCACUGCUCAGUUACGUAAACCAUAGUGAAGCGAUCCACAGACGCAAAAGAUAGAACAAUGCUUUCUCCAUGAGCUAUCAAAGGUGCGGUUCUAGAGGUAAAAAGUAUUGAAUACAACGCGUUUUAGUUCAGUGAAUUUUAAUUUAAUCAAUAUUACCAGGGUACAUUAAUUGUAUGUUGUAAAAUAGUAUGACGUGCGCAAUUCCGGGAAAACCACGAAAUUCAAUGUUGUAAGUUUGCCAGUAUCAUGUCGGACUUGUGGGAAAUUACUUUAUUUACUUACCAAGUUACAUGUUGUCAGUAUUUUAAGCGGGAAUGUGGCGGCCAUUGUAAAUUCAAUUGACGUUACUCGUUAGGAAUGUCGAUGUUAAAAAUACUCGCUCACUUAUCAUAGUAUUGUGAAUAUCACAUUGGGGAGGAAUUCAGCAAUUUCUUUAAAUAUUAGAGGCGAAUAGUUGUAGUUAUCCAUUGAUUCACUGAUUAUCCAUUUAAUCGGAGGCGUUGAUGAUUAAUUUCUGACGGAAAGUCAAAGUGCAUACUAACCAUUGCUUGGCAAUGAUUUGAUUGUGUACAUGCAUUUGCAUGACCAUCUGUAGUUUAUAAUAAUUUAAUCAUAAUAAAAACCAUGAUAUUCAUUCUUUUAUGUUGUACAUCGACACGACAAUCGAUCGCGUGAUAAAAUAUAUUUAAAG
Porites lobata is the source of this 2416-nucleotide messenger RNA. NCBI's taxonomy places the organism in Eukaryota, Metazoa, Cnidaria, Anthozoa, Scleractinia, Poritidae. The record is from the annotation of a GenBank genome assembly.